Hypomesus transpacificus is the source of this 3097-nucleotide messenger RNA. RefSeq names its product MAPK/MAK/MRK overlapping kinase-like. Gene Ontology annotation, biological process: protein phosphorylation; intracellular signal transduction. Gene Ontology annotation, molecular function: protein serine/threonine kinase activity; ATP binding. The transcript is spliced from 12 exons. Gene Ontology annotation, cellular component: cytoplasm; nucleus. The coding region runs from base 254 to 1681 and encodes 475 amino acids. Lineage: Eukaryota; Metazoa; Chordata; Actinopteri; Osmeriformes; Osmeridae. The record is from RefSeq and is a predicted model, not a curated record.
AAUCGAACCAAAAUACUCGCUGACGAUAAAGAAGCACACGCACACACGCCUACGCAAAUAACGGAAAUUGUGAUUGGUGCUUAUCUUAUAGCUAAUAAUGUUUUAUUUGCUUAUGCUACUAAGAUAUGUAUGAUGCUGUUGUCCACCCGCUGAGCCGGAGGGAGUGUCUCCAGAAAUUUCUAUCAUGAUUACCCACGGCAGGGUUGAAGAACUAUAGUCAAUCCAUUGCAUCCAAUGUGUCCUUUUUGGUAUAAUGAUGCAGUACUCAAAUUGGCUUAUUGGUGUAAAAAACAGAGCACACAUUCGCCAAACAUGUCAGACGCCUGACAUUGAAUGGAGAAGCAGGAGUUCCGUGAACAACAAUCAUCCACAGCAGCGAAAAAUAUCUUCGGUUUCUCUCAGCAACCAUCUUUGGAAAAAUGAUUACAAAUUAAUUAAGAAAAUUGGAGAGGGAACGUUUUCCGAGGUGUUGAAAACACAAAGCCUGAGAGAUGGGAGGUUCUAUGCCUGUAAAUCGAUGAAGCAGACUAUAAACAGUCUUGAACAGGCCAACAACUUGCGUGAAGUCCAGGCAAUGAAGCGACUAUGUCCUCACCCAAACAUCAUUCAGCUUCAUGAACUCAUAUUUGACAAAGAGACGGGAUCACUGUCCCUGAUCUGUGAGCUCAUGGAGAUGAACAUCUAUGAGUUUAUACGAGGGCGACAGCAUCCUUUGCCAGAAAGUAAAAUCAAGCACUACAUGUAUCAACUCUGCAAGUCACUGGAUCACAUGCACAGCUGUGGGAUCUUCCACCGAGAUGUGAAACCAGAAAACAUCCUGAUCAAACAAGACGUGCUGAAGCUGGGGGACUUUGGCUCCUGCAGGAGUGUGUACUCCAAGCCACCACACACAGAGUACAUCUCCACACGCUGGUACCGCGCCCCGGAGUGCCUCCUGACCGACGGACACUACUCCCUCAAAAUGGACAUGUGGAGUGUUGGCUGUGUCUUUUAUGAGAUCAUCAGUCUCAAACCCUUGUUUCCAGGAACUAAUGAGCUGGACCAGGUAGCAAAGAUCCACGAAGUUCUAGGAACACCUGACUCCAGCCUUCUGCAGAAGUUCAAGCAGUCCAGGGCGAUGCGGUUUGACUUCCCCUCCCAGAAGGGCAGUGGGAUCUCCCAGUUGAUUCCUAACUGCCCCGCCCCUGGAAUGUCCUUGCUUUACCAGAUGUUGGCCUAUGACCCUGAGGAACGCAUCAGUGCCCGUGCCACCCUGCAGCACGUCUACUUUAGGGACCUUCGGCUGGCAGAGAGGAGAGCUGACGGUCUUCGAAGGGCCAUAGGGACUGUAGAGGGAGGGGAGAGCAGUGGGACCCCCAACUCUGUAGACAAACUGUGGCGCAUGGCCAGACAGGGCAGGAGGCAGCACAACAUUAAGCAUGUGGCUGAGCCUCUCCUGAGACGCAAUGCCCCACACUACAGGAUGGAGCUGCCCAAGCUCAGCGUGGUGGUGCCAGCCCCGCAGAUAUCCUUUCCUGUCUCCACCAUGCCCGCGCUGGGCAUCUCUCACCGAGGCUCCCUCCCUGCCAUCACCUCCAAGAAGUGCCACUCGCGGCUGGCUAAGCCCAGGGAGGAGUCCCACCGCUCGGCCUUCAAGGCCUACUACAUGCCGCCCCUGGAGAGGAAACGCGGAGGCUUCUAAACAGCCUUACCCCCAACAGUCUGCGGGAGAAAAAGACCAGACUGAACUGUUCUUUCUGUAAAUAUGAAUAAAUCUGCUUGUUUGAGAUGUUGAGGAUAACAUGAUUUAACCAAGCCAAGCCUGCCACCUUGUGGAAAGCAGGGCCGACCUUGUGUCCAAGUAGCAAUAGCUACUGGGGAUGUUCAUUUGAAGUGCAAAUGAAAUAUAAUGUGCUUUUCAAAGUAUAUUGGACUCUGUCUUAAGUGUUGGCUCUAUGAGAUCUCUCAGUCUGUGAGACUGUUGUCUGUUGCCAGAUAUUAUCAAGCCUGAUCCCAAUGCUUCAUAGGUAAAUACAAACAUGCUUCACACAGUAGUGGUUUUCACCCUUCAGAUGAACAUAGCAUUCUUGUUACUGGGCUCACAUUUCUACACUACCCUCAGCCUCAAGCUCAUGAAUGAACCUUUUUUUAAUUGAAAGGAAUAAUUGAAAAGGCUUCAUUUGUAUGUGACGAACAAGUCUAUAAUGUCUUCUCUGUAAUAUUACUGUUGAAGUAUAUGUGAAUUAAUGUUUAGGUCCUUGUUCAGCACUUUAGUAUCAAAGACAAUUUCACAGCUGGGCAUUUUUUUAACAAGAGGAUGGAACAACAGAAACCAAUGUAUUCAAGAUUAUUUUAAUAUUAUUAAUAUGUAUAUUUUCUGCCUUAGAAAUAUAACUAUUUCCUUAAAUGAUGACAAAACAUCCACUAGAGUAAUGAUCGGUUGUUUUUGCCCCAUCAAAUCACUGAAUUACAAUAUUAUACAUAUGAUACAGAGCAGAUUUUAAUCUGAAAUAAUAUUAAAAUAAAUGCUCAAUAGAUACAAAUGUUUUAAUAACAUCACCAUCACUCAACCUAGUAGUUGUCUGUGAGUUCUUGCACACCCAAAAUGUAAAGCCAUCUUCUUCUAAUAAACUAAUUUUAAGUGCAAACAAUUUUUUCUUUUAAGAGACUAUGAUUGCAGCAUUCAGCUUUACAGAUUCAGGUUUCAAGACCAAGGAUGUCAAAGCUGAGUGCAUCAAGGCAGCCCUCUCAUCUCUGCUUUUCUCUCUCCUUUAGAGCAGUUACAAAACAUUAACAAAGUAACAAAAUCAGUGCAAAGUUCUCACUGGGGAGAUUCUAGUCAGGAGAAACAAGACUGCGAUUUGUUUAGAUGCAAGCAAAUCCAUUGAUGCUUACAUGUUUGGCCUUAAAGGGACAGUUCACCCAGAUUAUGUUUCAGCCUGUAUUUCCUGGCCUAUUGCGUACUUCCAAUGUAAAGGAGGUCAAUGUUGUGACAUUUGGGUGGACUGUACCUUUAUAUUCAAGACACAUGACUGGUUUGCAUCAAAAUAAACAGAGCUCGAAUUACAGAAACAAAACAACCAAACAGUCGAGGGAGACAUGAAAGCAAAAGGGAAAA